AUGACAGUGGCUUUGGAUGAAGAGGGCGUAUCCGUGGAUGAAUGCUACUGGGAAGCAAGCUGGGGUCUGAUCAACCCUGACUGGGUCGCCUGCGAGAGGGUGUAUGAUAUUGAAAGACCAGAAACACCCAUAAAAACUUCUGGCAUCAAGGAGCUUCAUGUGAAAACAGUAAAGCGUGGAGAAGCUGUAACUAUGGAGUGUAACUUUAGCAUGAUCACAAACAAAAAGAAUUUACUAUUGUUCAGACAGAGUUUUGGAAAAGUGCCUCAGUUUUUGGCAAAACCAUACACAUUUGACGGUAGCCAUGUCAGUAUUACUGUAAACGGCCAUAAAUUUGAUCUCAACGUUAGAGAAACGAGAAAAGAGGAUGGAGGAGAAUAUUUCUGUGCAGUAACUGAGGGAACUGUAGUAAAGUUCAUAUCUGGAACACGUCUGCAAUUUGAAGGUGAAGAGAUAAAAUGCUGUCCUACACCAGGAACGGUUACCAAGAACACAGACUGUGUUACACACCAGGGUUCAAGCAGCACAUAUGGAAACGUUGGGGUUAUUACCUUCAUGCUUAUUAUCUAUACAAUAAUCUGGAUUGUUUUCAAAUUAGAAAUUCAGACACAAACAGAAGAAAUACUGAUUAAAGCAGAAGAUAAUGUAUUGAUUAGCACUAAAGUCCGACGAGCCAGGCGAGUGCGUGACAGCACACAGGAAGUGCACGAGUGUUAG
Neoarius graeffei (lesser salmon catfish) is the source of this 717-nucleotide messenger RNA. RefSeq lists its product as uncharacterized. Bases 1 to 717 code for a protein of 238 amino acids. Lineage: Eukaryota; Metazoa; Chordata; Actinopteri; Siluriformes; Ariidae. The record is from RefSeq and is a predicted model, not a curated record. Gene Ontology annotation, biological process: response to bacterium. The transcript has 6 exons.